Messenger RNA from Coccidioides posadasii C735 delta SOWgp, 1434 nucleotides. RefSeq lists its product as uncharacterized. NCBI's taxonomy places the organism in Eukaryota, Fungi, Ascomycota, Eurotiomycetes, Onygenales, Onygenaceae. The record is from RefSeq and is a predicted model, not a curated record.
CCGGGGUUCUCCAUCAGAUGCCAUCGCUCAACCCGUCGCCCUCGUCUCUCCCUGGUUUAAAUCUUAUAAUUUCCGCGGGUUCGAGUGGCCUCGACGAAUAAUAUUAUAAUGAACCAACCACCGAUCCCCUACCCACAGCCCUUCCCCCAGCAGUUGCCCGCCGCUUCAAAUCCUCCCGGCUAUCAUCCCAUUCACCUCCAACACCAGCAUCAGCACCACCAGCAGCACCAGCAUCAGCAGCAUCAACAGCCUCAACAGCAUCAACAGCAUCAACAGCAUCAACAGCCUCAGCACAUCGCCCCGCAGCCUGUUCAGUCGAUGUCCUUCUACCCGAACCCCAACCUGUACGCCCAGGAGACCCUCCCGCCCCAGAUCCACCAGCAGCACCAGCCGCAACAACAGCACCAGCACCAGCACCAGCACCAGCACCAGCAACCACCUCAACCGCAACCUCAGCAGCCUCAGCAGCAGCAACAUCCCUUCCCGCAUGUCGUCGGUGCUGUUCCACCACAUGCCGGCGUGGGUGGAGCCAUGAUGAUGUCCCCGGCGCCGCUACCCCAUCAUGCGUCUGCUAAUCUCCCUCACCACCCAGGUUUCUCCCAGCCCGCGUUCUCCCAUCCGGGGGUGCCCACUGUAUUAGGCCAGACCUCUUUGCCCCAGACGCCUCACAGCACCAAUGCCCUUAAUAAUGGCACCGCUUCGUUUGUCCAACCUCCGGCAAUGACUACCGCUAGUGCGUCUAGGCCAGUAUUUACAACUCCUACGCGGCCUGCCCACCUCGCCGGCCAGAUGCAGGCCCAAACUCCCACACCCUCCCAUCUGCAGUCCUCUCCCUCUCCCCACCCGCCUCAGCAGACACAAGCAGCACAGGCCGCGCAGGCCGCCAUGGCUGCGCGAGAGAAGGCUCGCGUCACGACUCUGCUGGAUAUCAAUUCUGCUCUGUUGCAGGAAGUUGUAAACCUCCAGUCCGCCGGGAAGACAGGAGGCUCGAACCAACCGGCCAAUCCGUCCACUCAGGAACAGUCAGGUGCCCACUCUCCCGCCGACCCAGCGGUCGCGCAGUCUCAAAACUCCGGUCCGCAGGCCGCGAAGCCCGGUGGCAAGUCAACCCAGGAAUACGUCGACUGCAUGCGGCGCUUACAGGCGAAUCUGGCAUACCUCGCCACCAUCGCUGACCGAGCCAAGAAGUCCGGCGUGGCAGCACCUCUGGCACCUGCCAUCAUGACUCCACCACCGAGCAUGCCCGGUCUGAACGCGAUAUAUGCGCAGUUGAAUGAGCUCUUCCCCGAGGCAGCCAAGGCUACGGCGCAGGUACCACCGCAGCCACGUCAAAUGCAAGUGCAGAAUGUGCCCCACUUGAUGCCACAGGCAACCCAGCCGAUGCAUGGCCCAGAGGGAAUGGCACCGGGAGGUAUGGGCGUCAUGACUGGAUGA